AUGCCGGGCCCAGUGAUUGAACUAGAGGUGUUCCUCUACGGCUCCAACCAGAAACGUCUCGAACUGAAGUUAUCCCCUCGCCUGCCGCGCGAUGAUAUGCCCGUCGUUCCCGGUGGAGGUGAGCGCGAGGAGCACGUUAGAUGGCUCCUUCGGAGGAUGAGUUUCAGCAUGAAGCAUAGCGGAACUUGGGAGUGCGAGUUUUGUGGCAAACCAGCACGCGAAACACAAUGCCAGUUCAACUCAUGGCUGCAUUUAUCACCUCCAAGAGCCGUCGCAUACCUGCACGCGAUGUGCAGCACAGACCCUGGUCCCUGCAGAUCUGCGUACGACGCUAUCGACCGCCAGAUGUGCCUCAUGUCCGGUCAGCCGCUCCGUGGUCCCCAGUACAUCGCGCGCGAACCCGGCCAGAUCUUCCCCCUGCUCGCUGCCUGCGCGUCGUGCGAGGAGGAAAAAACCGCGGACAUCAACACGCCCGGGAAGACGACACUCAUGCGGUGUUCCGGAUGCAAGGUGACGCGGUAUUGCGGGACGGCUUGCCAGCGCGAGGAUUGGCCGGCCCACAAGGAGUUUUGCAAGAUCCUGAAGAGCGCGCGAUGGGUGCAAUGGGAUGCCGAAGGGCGUGAGAUUUUCUCGUCGACAGCGUGA
Messenger RNA from Punctularia strigosozonata HHB-11173 SS5, 645 nucleotides. RefSeq lists its product as uncharacterized. Lineage: Eukaryota; Fungi; Basidiomycota; Agaricomycetes; Corticiales; Punctulariaceae. Bases 1 to 645 code for a protein of 214 amino acids. The transcript is spliced from 4 exons. The record is from RefSeq and is a predicted model, not a curated record.